GAGCCGGUAGGAUUCCGGCUCCCGCGGCCGCAGCGCGCGGCCAGAGUACCUACCCGGCUCCUGCUUCCGUGUCCGCCCCAGCUUCAGAUUUGGCCUAAGGUCCGCGCCCGGCUCCGCCGCGGCCCACAGAGCUGCCAGCGACCUCCGCAGAGCUCCGGGUGCCUGGGCGGGGGGCCAUGCCGUGCCGGAGGGAGGAGGAAGAGGAAGCCGGCGAGGAAGCGGAGGGGGAGGAGGAGGAGGAGGACAGCUUCUUCCUGCUGGAGCAGUCGGUGACGCUGGGCAGCUCGGGCGAGGUGGACCGGCUGGUGGCCCAGAUCAGCGAGACGCUGCAGUUGGACGGGGCGCAGGACAGCCCGGCCUCCCCGUGCGCGCCCUCGGGGCCGCCGCUGCAGUCUUUUUUUUUGGCAAUUUAAACCUGAAAUUGGAUAGACAGAGAAUGAAAGCCAGUAUAUAAUGUCUUGCUUCAAAAAGGAGACCGCGGCCGUGUGCGGGGCCGGGCUGCGCCUUACUUUGUGGCGGAGCUUUCCACAGGUCCUAGCGCUCUGUCCCCACUGCCCCCUCAGCCCGGCCUAGAUGGGGCUCCAGAAGCCUUCAAACGGGGCGCCCCUCAGUCGCUGUCUGGCCCGUGCCGGCGAGGAUGGCUGCGAGGCGCCGCCGGUUCCCGCCGCCUGCAGCAACGACGCGGGCCCCAGCCGGAAGUCCGCACUGGCGACGAUGACCCGCACCGACUCCUGCAGCAGCUCGUGCUCUCGGGGAACCUCAUCAAAGAGGCCGUGCGAAGGCUUCAUUCACGACGGCUGCAGUUACAUGCAAAGCUUCCCCAGCGCCCGCUCCUGAGGCCUCCGACGGCCCCGGUGCACAAGCCCCCUUCGCCCCGCAGCCCUCGCGCGGCCUGCAGCAACAACUCUGGUGCGACCGGGAGGAGGGCGCAGCUCCGAACUGGUGACGGCGUUCUUGUGCCCGGCAGCUAAUACCGCGGGAGUGGCAACAGCACCAGUCUCUCCCUGGAGGGCAAGGGGUUCAUCUCUACUCAGACGACUGGUGAAGUCGCUUUUCUGGAAGCGGGAAAAUAAGCUAAUGAAGAUGAUGAAUUGAAAAGUUGCGAAUGUUUUUGCGGGGUACUGAGGUCAAGAGCCCUGAUGUUGAAAAACCGGUCUUGGCCCUAUUUAACACAGGUUACAGAGCGUACCCCAAGCCCACAGUCGGUAGGACUUCUUAUUUGGCGUGACCAAUCUUGGAGGCACAGCUUCCAGUUUCAUGUACCCUCUCCGGGUCCUCCAGCCUGGCACCCAUGUGGCCACAGUCCACGCUUCUCAGGAUUGCAGAGCGCCCAAAGGACAACGAAGAUCCCAGUUACUUGCUUUACCUUUUCAAGGCUGGUUCCUGAUCCACUUUUGAGGGAGGGGAAUACGAGUACACGACCAUUUCAGGGAGUACCUCAAUCUGCCAGAUUUGAAAAUUUACGACACUUAAAAAAAAAAAAACCCAUCUCGUGUGUUUUGGGGUUCUUAAAACACGCGGUACCAUGAAAGGACCUUUUUGGGAAUUGAAUAGGAAUAACCUUUUCUCUGCUCCCGCUUUGCAACUGGCUGCUGUUCUCUGAGUGGGGAUGGGAGGCGGGGGCGGGCGCGGCUGGGGAUAGGGUAGAGUGAGGCGUCGAGGGAACCCUUGGUCCUCUCUAAAGUAUUUUCACAGCCAGCCCGCCCCUCCUUGGGUUCAAGGUCACUGUUUCCAGGGCGCACAUGGGGUUGCGGGGCUCCAGCCGGGGAGAAAAGUAUCCCGGUUCUGCCUGCAUUCGGAAAAGAGCGCAGUGUUUUUGCAAGUACUGGAGUCUCCUGAGGACACCGGCACCGCCGCCAACCGCGGGUGAAGAGAGGCAGGGACGCGGCUGGGCGCCGGUGCCUCCCGCGAGCGGCCGCGCCCUGGGUUUUCACAGAAACUGGAGACGUGGCCUCGGGUCCAUCCUCUACCCCCCUGGCUCUACUGUCCUACUGAAGAGUGGUGUUGGUGCUCCUGGGGGCCCCGGCUGGGGGCUGGGGAGGAGCCACGUGACGGGCACUCCAGGGAGAAACAGCCUCGCAUAGCAGCUUAUAAUGGGCUCUCCGGGGCCAUUUGCAAUAACAGCUGCAAUUCCCUGGAUACAUGAAGUUGAUUUCCUCCCUCCGCCCCUCCCCCAGCCAUGCCUGUUCGCCUUUGUAAGAGAAGGAAACUGAGUAGAAAAUGUGACCCUCCAAAUAGAGAAGCUGCAGGUUUUGCCGUUGUGAUCCGUGAAGUUUUUGUAACAUGCUGUUCAAGGGAUUUAAGACCGUUUAGUUGGUGUUUUAGUUUUAUAAGAUUCAAUGGCUUGUUCAUCAUCCAGAUGUGGCUAUUGACAAAUCUACACUUCGCAACGGAGUAUCCGAAAUUGUUGCUAUCCUAAUUAUAGGAUUUUAACUUAACUGAAAUUCCUGUUUUUUAAUAAACGUGUUGUGUUUCUUGUUUGGUUUUAUUUUA
Molecule: messenger RNA, 2493 nt
Organism: Pteropus alecto (black flying fox)
Lineage: Eukaryota; Metazoa; Chordata; Mammalia; Chiroptera; Pteropodidae
Product: FRAT1, WNT signaling pathway regulator
Biological process (GO): positive regulation of canonical Wnt signaling pathway
Cellular component (GO): cytoplasm
Source: RefSeq, a predicted model, not a curated record